Molecule: messenger RNA, 2164 nt
Organism: Phialemonium atrogriseum
Lineage: Eukaryota; Fungi; Ascomycota; Sordariomycetes; Cephalothecales; Cephalothecaceae
Product: Alg9-like mannosyltransferase
Exons: 3
Coding region: 173-1933 (586 amino acids)
Biological process (GO): protein N-linked glycosylation
Cellular component (GO): endoplasmic reticulum membrane
Molecular function (GO): alpha-1,6-mannosyltransferase activity
Source: RefSeq, a predicted model, not a curated record
UUCCUGGCACCAAUGAAUGGAUGGGACAGUUUCUAAACUCACCAGCCUUGCGUAUUAGCUUACAGAUUACCUCAAGUUGAAUCAACUGGGGCCAUGGGUUACGACCGGCCUGCGAUUGCCCACGCACUCCUUUAAAUACAUUCAAAAAGUAUAUCGCACCUGCCGAUACACGAUGAAGCUCCUCGACUUGCUACUCUCACUUCUAAUACCCGGAUUGGUUUUGAUCCACCUUCUGGUUGCCCCUUACACAAAGGUCGAGGAGUCGUUUAACAUUCAAGCCUCCCACGAUGUGCUGGUCUACGGGACUCCGACCUCCAACAUCAACGAGAAACUGAGCGGUACAUACGACCACUUCACCUUCCCAGGGGCCGUCCCGAGGACAUUUAUAGGGCCUGUCCUUCUGGCGGGGAUUAGCCAACCCAUUGUUGCCCUCGUCGGUUUCGACAAUGCCCAAUUCGUCGUCAGGGCCAUUCUGGGGCUCUUCAAUGCCGCCUGUCUCCUGGUACUGAAGCGGAAUCUUGCGAGGGCCUUUGGUACGCCAACGGCAAGAUGGUUCGUCCUCCUGCAGGCCAGCCAGUUCCAUAUAAUAUUCUACGCUUCGAGGCCAUUGCCCAAUAUGUUUGCCUUUGGAUUGACCACACUGGCCUUCUCAUUCCUUCUCCCUCAUCCCAAAUCGAAGGCCGUUAAUCCACGCCAGCGGUUGGCAAUUUCUCUCUUUGUCUUCGCCGCCGUCAUAUUCCGCUCCGAGGUUGCCCUCCUGUUGGCAACAAGCGCUCUCUAUCUCCUUAUCAUCCCACAGACUUCUCUCCAGAAGCUGAUACCACCGUUUGUGAUAUCGUUCAUCAUGGCGCUGUUAAUCUCGGUGCCCAUCGACUCCUACUUUUGGCAGAAGCCUCUCUGGCCCGAGCUCUGGGGUUUCUACUACAACGCUAUCCUCGGCUCGUCCUCCAACUGGGGCGUCUCGCCCUGGCACUACUACUUCACCUCGGCCCUUCCCCGGCUUCUCGUCAACCCCUUCGUCCCUCUCCUCCUCAUCCCCCUGGCCCUCUCCCAGCCGGCAACCUCUCACCCAGCCGGCCACCUCGUCUACCCCUGUCUCCUCUUCACGGUCAUAUACUCUCUCCAGCCCCACAAGGAGGCCCGCUUCAUCUUCUACGUCGUCCCGCCCCUGACCGCCGCGGCCGCCCUGGGCGCCAACUUCCUCUUCGCUCGCCGGACCAAGUCGCCGCUCCUGGCCCUCGCCGCCCUCGCCCUCGCCGCCUCGGUCGCCCUCUCUUUCGCCGCCAGCACCGCCAUGCUCCUCCUCUCGGCCCUCAACUACCCCGGCGGCGAGGCCCUGGCCCACCUCCACACCCUACUCUCCCCGCCAUCGUCCUCCUCCUCCCCCUCCUCCUCCUCCUCCUCCGUCGUCCCCGUCCACGCCGACGUCCUCGCCUGCAUGACGGGCAUCACCCUCUUCGGCGCCGCCACCGCCGGCGCGGGUCUGCCCGCCCUCCGCGGCGCCGCCGGCCCCGUCGGUGGCGGUCACAGCAGCAGCAGCAGCAGCGACGGCGCGACCCUCGCGCUCGACCGGACCGAAGACCCCGCCCUGCUCAGAGACCCGACCUUCUGGCAGCGCUUCGACUACGUCCUUGCCGCCGCCGACCCGCCGGCGGCUGCCGCCCGCGGCGCGUGGGACGUCGUCGGCGUCGUGCAGGGGUACGGCGGCGGCGGCGUCGAGGUGCUCCGGCCGGGUGAUGACUCCUCCUCCUCUGCUGACGAGGGGGGCGACGACGUCGUCGUCGUCGGGAGGGGGGCCGUGGUCGCCAGGGUGAGGGAGACGGUGCGCCGGUGGACGGGGGGCUGGUGGGUCGGCCCCAGGCUGGUGCCGCGGAUCAGGAUCCUGAGGCGGAUCAAGGAUGCCGAGAAGGGCGGGGUGGCGGUCAAUGAGUGAGGGGCCACAUGGCUGGCCCUGGUGUGUAUUGUGUAUUGUAAGAUGGUGUUUUCGUCGCACAGGACAUCGGGGAUGAGGUCGGUUCACACAAAGACGAGGCAGUCGCACAGGCGCAGGGCGUAUCUUCCAUCGAUAAUCAUUGAUUGAUAGAGGCGGAACUGACCAGCCAGGCACCAAAAUAUACUCCAACGUCUAUGGGACCCCCAAGAGCCAGGCAAGCCCCCUACUUUG